Molecule: messenger RNA, 1011 nt
Organism: Arthroderma uncinatum
Lineage: Eukaryota; Fungi; Ascomycota; Eurotiomycetes; Onygenales; Arthrodermataceae
Exons: 2
Coding region: 1-1011 (336 amino acids)
Biological process (GO): secondary metabolic process
Cellular component (GO): cytoplasm; cytosol
Molecular function (GO): carboxy-lyase activity; hydrolase activity
Source: RefSeq, a predicted model, not a curated record
AUGUCAAAGAUUGAUAUUCACCAUCAUGUCUACCCCCCGGUUCUAGUAGAAGCUUUGAAAGAGGUCGGAGGUGACUCUUUCGGGUGGCAGGUUCCUCCCCCAUGGACAUUAGAAAAAGACCAGGAGAUCAUGGCCCGUAUGGGUGCUGAAGCAGCGAUUUUGUCGAUAACCUCCCCCGGUGUAUGUUUUGUCGAGGAUACCGACAGGGCAGCCCGCCUGGCACGUCAGUGUAAUGAAUUCGCUGCAGCCAUUCGUGACGAGAGACCUGGGAAAUACGGAUUCUUUGCCACGCUUCCGUCCUUAUGCGAUACCCAGGCGGCCCUUGACGAGAUUAACUAUGCGCUGGGUAUACUAAAGGCGGACGGGGUGACUAUUUUCGCCCAGUAUGGUGACGAACAUCACUACCUGGGCCAUACCUCGUUUCAUCCCAUUUGGGCAGAGCUAAGCCGUCUGAAAGCCGUGGUCUUUGUUCAUCCUACUUUUCUCCCUACCAGCGCCGCAGAGACACGUUGGGUCAACUCUUACAUGCCGCUGCCAAUACUUGACUAUUCCCAGGAGACUGGCCGCACUGCAAUGGACCUCAUUGUUAGCGGAGUCAUGAAGACAUACCCGGGAUGCAAGGUCAUCCUCUCACACGCCGGAGGUACACUACCCUACCUUAUUCACCGCAAUGCCGCCUUGUUGGCUUCUACACCUAAUAGCUGUGGGCAAACGCAAGAGGAGAUUCUCGACGCCGCUCGCAAAUUUUACUUUGAUACAGCCCUUGCUGCAAAUCAUGUCUCUCUAUCGGCUUUGUUUGCCUUUGCAGAACCAGGUCACAUAUUAUUCGGGAGUGAUUUUCCGAAUGCACCUGGAGAGGUAAUCGACCGUUUUACGGGCUACAUUGACUCAGAGCUUUCGGGUGAACAACACAGUCGGAUCUCUUACCUGGCGGCUUUGGAGUUGUUCCCGCGACUGAAGCCAUUCUUUGAAGAGACUGAGAUAAAACGGCCGGACAAGCUAGAUGGCUAA